GAGAGAGAGAGAGAGAGAGAGAGAGAGAGAGAGAGCGAUGGGUGGGGGGUGCAUUAGUCUCAGUCCAGCAGCUCCUGUAUCAGAAGUUGCAGCAAUGGGAAAUGGACGGGAUGAGAUUUUAAUGUGCUCACCUCAACCGACUGUGUGUGUGCGGACAGUCUGCGUCUGAUAUGGGUUCGGACUGCGAAAGUUACUACAGCCAAGAAAACGUGUACGUGCUGGGCUUCACGUGUCCGAGAGCAGAAAAUGACACUGCCGCACUUUUCUGCUGCGGGUUCAGUGACUUGAAGUACUGUUGUGAUGACCCCAACAGCUUCUUCCCCUACGAAUAUGGAUACAUGUGGUGGUUAAGUCUUGGAGCUCUGGUGGGUCUCUCUGUAGCAGCUGUGGUUCUUCUUGCCUUCAUCAUCACUGUGUGUGUCCUCUGCUACCUCUUCAUCACCACCAAACCCAAAGGUCUGGACAAUGGGCUGCCGCUCCGAGCACCAGGUUCUACACCAAGUCCACAGGGACCAGAGCACAGUCAUGCCAGCGCUCUUGCUGGUCCUCAAGGUUUCAGGAAACACUUCCUGAGGGGGAAGCUGGACUGUGACAACCAGCCCCCAGAUCCUGACCGACUUUUCCAGCGUUGCUUCAUGGCUACUGUGACGUCUAUUGACGUCGAGGGUCCAGCGUAGACAUGGGGACUAUUCGACUUUUUGACCAGUUACUUUUACUUUGAUUCCUUUAAGCUGGCUGCCUACCUGUUUUCUGCGAUACUAUCCUUCUUCUUCAGAAGGCUACAGGUUGGGCUGAAUGUAGAAUUCCACAUCAUCGGACCAAUCCUAAGAGGAACUGUCAUUGUUUCAAAGUUCAAAUGUAUUAAUUGAGAAAAGUUAUAAAGUUAUACUUUAAUGAGUCUUGUAUACUGUUUGUUUCUAAAUGUGCUUUUGUAACGUGUCUUUUGCAGAGAGUCAGAACAACACAAAACUCUCAUUGAAAACUGUUGGAUUUUGGUUUGAUUGCUCCCACUGUUUUGUUGCCUUAUUACAGGCAGCUUGAAGGAAAGUCAACAAAACAUUUAAAGACUGUGAUUGACAAUCAAAUAUUUUCAUGGUGGUAUGUCUGCAGUAACGGGUCUUUGGAAAAUGAUGUUGGCCUCGGUCCAAAAUAUAGAGUACUGAAUACAGAUCAUUUAAAUAAAUGGUUUUAAUUGGGUUUGAAUAGAUGAGAAGGGCUGAGUUGUGAUACAUUUUUUAGAGCCCAUUUCCAUGCAAUUUCCCAAAAGUUUUAGAAUGAGAAAUUACUUUACUAUAUUGAAUGAUGAGUAAUGAUUGACAUCAUAGACUCAGAAACCUGAAAAACAAAGAAAAAAAAACAUUGUGGCCUGAAGAGCUGUGUCUAAAUUUGUGAGGGCAUUGAGCUUGCCCACAUCCUGAUGACCACAAACUCACUUUUUAGAUGAAGAACAAAUAACAGAAAAUGUAUGUUAUAAAUUAGGAUCAUUUAGGACUUUGACGAAAGGUGUGGGUGUUUCACUACUGAAUGCAUUAUGCAAAUUGAAGGCUCAAGCGUCUUUGGAGCUCGACCUGUACUAAAGUCAAGAUAUCAUAUCUCUGUCUCAUUUCAGAUGCCCACUGGAAGUCUUUCCAAAGUAGAGCAUCUUCAUGCAGCCUGUUCUACAGCAGCCAUAUUUACAACAUAGUUCAGAGUUGUUUUGCCAAUAUUUUUAGCCUAGAGAUUGCAGCAUCUGUCAGUCUGUCAGUCUACCAAUUUUGAAAGAUUUUUACAAAAUUUUGUUCAGUCAAGGUCUCCAGAGUGUGAAAUUCUUCUGAAUGGAAGGAAGGGGUUCACCAGGAGAUUCAGAUUCAGAUGUCUUUGGCAGAAGUAUGUAUUGAAAGCUUGUUGCAUCAAGGAGAAAAGUAGUGCCGGAGUAGUGCCACACCAGUUCCUGAAGAAAUCCUCUCUAACAGGGUGUAUAAAACUCACAGCAACACAUGGUUACAUCUCACAUUUUUUUGUACCAUUUCCAAAUAAUGCUAGUCUGUGUGAAGACUCUAAACCUGAACAUAGUCACCUGUCUUACCUAUCUACUGUUACAUGUGUCUUGCCUUUUGUUGUACUUCUAGGUCAUCCUUGUCUGGAACUGGAUUUGGGCAGUUCUCUCUUAAUUAUGCUUUUCCCUGUAUCCUUAUCUAUAAGAUUUUGAUCGUCGUGGUUACUGAUGUUAGGAAUGGGGUCCUCUGGACACUAUCACACAGAGGAUGAAUCCUUCUGACUUGAUGGAAUGCCAUGAGACUUGGUACACAUCCUUUUGGUGUGAAUUGUUGUCUUUCACCAUCAUGUGACCUCAUGAUGGUGAAAUCUUUAAAGAUUUGUCCCAAAACUUUGGUUUAUGACCAGAUACCUGCACAAAGUAAUCAUGCUCCAAUCAGCCCCAGCUCUCUUCUUUGUGUGACAUAAAUUGACUGCACAGUCAAGUAUUUAAUUCAUGUCAGCUGGCUAGCAUUUUAUACACACACACAGAAGCUGACAGGAAGCUUACCCAGUUAAAAUAAGCUGCAUUUAAAGAUAAUUGAGCAGAAAACAAGAGCAGCGCAUGCUGGCAACAGGCUGUCUCUGACACCAUGAAUGGAGCCACAAUGUGACACAGCUGCUUUUAAGAGCAUUUAAUCAAGAAACUUUUUAUGGUCACAUUUGUCUUUGAAAUGGAGCUAUAAAAGUCAUUGUGUUUCAUCUAAUGUGGACAUAUAAAGUUCAGGAACCACUGGCAUGAGAAUAGGUGGAUUAAUGUUGUUGACUUGUUGAUUUCCCUGUGUUCAACCAAAAAUGAGAUAAACCAUGUCACAUAUGCAUACAUCAAUUCUGUACUUUGUGAAAAAUGAAGAGCGGUGACAGUCUGGAUACAUCUCAGCUGUCAGUCUGACAUUCUUGUCCUGUAACAGUUUGUUUUGAUAGCCUCAUGUUGUAGCUAAAAAAAAUCUCAUGUGUGCCAUGACCUCUCAGCUCAUUUUAGCAAUAUUCAUGUAUCUGUUCAUAAACUUGUACUUAGAGCAAAAUAUUUGUCAGCUCAAGUGCCUCUUACCUUAAUGUGUAUUUUCCAAAGUUACUAAA
Molecule: messenger RNA, 3093 nt
Organism: Seriola aureovittata
Lineage: Eukaryota; Metazoa; Chordata; Actinopteri; Carangiformes; Carangidae
Product: protein shisa-like-2A
Exons: 3
Coding region: 171-677 (168 amino acids)
Source: RefSeq, a predicted model, not a curated record